AUGCUGGGUGGGUUAUACGGUGACCUACCUCCACCUUCUUCCGCCGAAGAAGAUAAACCCACCACCAAUGUCUGGUCCAGCAGCACCAAAAUGGCCCCCGCCACUCUCCGUAAACCCUCCUCUAUUUUUACUCCUCCUCAUACUCUUCUCAGAUCCCAAAACAAACCUAAAAUCUCCAAUUCCAAAACGGUUCUGUCUGCGGCACCGACAAUAGUCGCUCCGGCGGUAGACGAGGUGGUGCAACCAGCUCUGGUCGGUGUGCAGUCUACGGUGUUGGAAGAGUAUGAUCCAGCAAGGCCUAAUGAUUAUGAAGAGUAUCGGAGGGAGAAGAAGAGGAAGGCUAGGGAGGCGGAGAUGAUGAGGGAGCUAGAGAGACGGCGUGAGGAGGAGGAAGAGAGGGAGAGAGAAAGGGAAAGAGAGAGAAAAAAAGAAAGAGAAAGAGAUAGGGAUAGGGAUCAGGGUGAUUCGAGAUUGAAUAUUUCAGGGGAAGAAGCAUGGAGGAGGCGUGUGGGGAUGAGUGCUGGUGGAAGUGGAGGGGGACCGCCGAGGUCGCCGUCACCGCCGGGUAAUGUGGAUGGGUUUACUAUUGGAAAGUCGGAGACCGGAGGGUUGGGGGUAGGUGCUGGUGGGCAGAUGACUGCUGCUCAAAGGAUGAUGGCGAAGAUGGGGUGGAAAGAAGGGCAGGGGCUUGGGAAGCAGGAGCAAGGGAUUACUACUCCUUUGAUGGCGAAGAAAACGGAUAGACGAGCCGGGGUUAUUGUCAAUGCUAGUGACAGUAAGUCUGAUAAGAAAGUUAAGAGUGUUAACAUCAAUGGGGUUCCUACCAGAGUGAUGCUGCUUAGAAAUAUGGUGGGACCUGGUGAGGUAGAUGAUGAGCUGGAAGAUGAGGUAGGAUCAGAAUGCGCCAAGUAUGGAACAGUAACCCGAGUUCUGAUAUUCGAGAUAACAGAGCCAAAUUUUCCCACCGACGAAGCAGUAAGAAUCUUUGUGCAGUUUGAGAGAUCCGAAGAAACAACUAAAGCGCUUGUUGACCUUGAUGGUCGAUACUUUGGAGGUAGAAUAGUGCGUGCCACAUUUUAUGAUGAGGAUAAGUUUAGCAAGAAUGAGUUAGCUCCUAUGCCAGGAGAAAUUCCUGGAUUCACCUAG
Molecule: messenger RNA, 1146 nt
Organism: Lathyrus sativus (Indian pea)
Lineage: Eukaryota; Viridiplantae; Streptophyta; Magnoliopsida; Fabales; Fabaceae
Source: the annotation of a GenBank genome assembly